AUGGCCGCCACAGCUCUCCGCCUGCACGCUCUCCGGGCCCUUUCUCACCAUGGCGCCAUGCCUUCUGCCGUCUUCGCCCGAUCCUUCUCCGUCUCCAGCCGGCGGGCCGAGAUCAACAAGAUAUUCCCCUCAGCCGCCGAGGCUCUCAAGGAUAUGAAGGCCAACUCGACCGUCUUGUGCGGCGGCUUCGGCCUCUGCGGUGUUCCCGACACUCUCAUCGACGAGGUGCUCGAACGGCGCGACAUCAAGGAUCUCACCGCCGUCUCCAACAACGCCGGAACCGACAACUCGGGCCUCGGCAAGCUUCUCAAGACGAAACAGGUGAAGAAGAUGAUUGCGAGCUACAUCGGCGAGAACAAGACGUUUGAGACCAUGUACCUGACGGGCGAGGUCGAGCUCGAGCUGACGCCCCAGGGUACGCUCGCGGAGCGAUGCGCCGCCGGCGGCAAGGGCGUCCCGGCCUUCUACACGCCGGCGGCGUACGGCACCGUCGUGCAGACGGGUGACCUCGCACUCAGGAACAAGCCGGACGGCACGGCGGCCGAAUACUCGUACCCUCGAGAUGUGCGGGUCUUCAAUGGCAAGCCGUACCUUUUGGAGCACAGCAUCGAGGGCGACUACGCCUUUGUCAAGGCGUACAAGGCCGACAAGCUCGGCAACUGCCAGUUCCGGCUGGCCGCUCACAACUUCAACGGCGCCAUGGGCCGCAACGCCAAGAUGACCAUCGUCGAGGCGGAGCACCUCGUCGAGCCUGGCGAGAUCCCCCCCGAGGCCGUCCACCUACCGGGCAUCUACGUCAAGCGCGUCAUCCAGAGCACGGCGGCGAAGCAGAUUGAAAAGUUCACGUGGGCCAAGGACGAAGAGAGCGCCGAGAGCAAGGCGGCCUUGGGGACGGGCGACGUGGCGGCCAAGCGCGAGCGCAUCGUGAGGCGUGCGGCCAAGGAGUUCAAGAACGGCAUGUACGCGAACCUCGGCAUCGGCAUGCCCAUGCUCGCACCGGCCUUCGUCGACGCCGACGUCGAGGUCCAGCUGCAGUCGGAGAAUGGCAUCCUCGGUCUGGGCCCCUACCCGAGAAAGGGCGAGGAGGACGCGGACCUCAUCAACGCCGGCAAGGAGACGGUGACCCUCAAGCCCGGCGCGGCCGUGUUUGGCAGCGAGGAGAGUUUUGGCAUGAUUCGCAGCGGGCGCAUCAACCUCACCGUCCUCGGCGCCAUGCAGGUCAGCGGCACGGGCGACUUGGCCAACUGGAUGCUGCCGGGCAAGGUCAAAGGCUUUGGCGGUGCCAUGGACCUUGUGAGCAACCCGUCCGCCACCAAGGUGGUCGUGACCAUGGAGCACACGGACAAGAAGGGCAAUGCCAAGAUUGUCAAGCAGUGCGCGUUCCCGCUGACGGGUCGCGCCUGCGUCUCGAGGAUCAUCACCGAGCUCGGCGUGUUCGACGUCGACUUUGCUCACGGGUUGACACUUGUCGAGAUUGCCGACGGCGUGACGGUGGACGAGAUCAGGAGCAAGACGGAACCGGCGUUUGUUGUGUCCGAGAACCUGAAGCCCAUGCUGUAG
Molecule: messenger RNA, 1560 nt
Organism: Drechmeria coniospora
Lineage: Eukaryota; Fungi; Ascomycota; Sordariomycetes; Hypocreales; Ophiocordycipitaceae
Product: succinyl-CoA:3-ketoacid-coenzyme A transferase subunit A
Exons: 3
Coding region: 1-1560 (519 amino acids)
Biological process (GO): ketone body catabolic process
Molecular function (GO): succinyl-CoA:3-oxo-acid CoA-transferase activity
Source: RefSeq, a predicted model, not a curated record